CACACCCGUCAUUUACUGCUCAGCUUUUCACUUCGACAAACAGAGGUGCGGAUUGGAAUUUACUUCUUUUCUGCUAUUCCCAAUGUUCAACUGACUAGAUUAUUUACCACGUUCAGUGGGAUUUUAAAAGCUGGAGAUGCAGAAUGGCACUGCUGACCAUGAAGUGAGAGGACCAACUCGUUACACAUUAAUCAGAGAUCCCCCGUGGAGAGAAGCAAUGGAAUCCAAGCUCUCCUGUCUGUCAUCACUCAGAGAGGAGGGGAUUCCAGUGGAAUACAUCCAGCCACACUAUAAGGAGGCAUACCGGCUAGCCAUCUAUGCUCUGGUCAGUGGGGGCAGAGAGGCUUACCAGGAAUACCUCAGGGUCGAACCACUCAGUGACUUUCUCUCAGAAGAGGAGGUCACCUUCAUUUUGGAGAAUGCAGCGUUGCCAGUCAUGAGCAAUGAGGACCCUGAGGCAGGGAAACGUGAAGGUGCAGAACAUUUGAGAGCUCCCUCAACAUACUUCCCCACAGAGUCAGAUGUGGAGGUUCCUGACCUUGACCUUGGAUGGCCAGAGGUCAAAAACGAGAACAUUGGACCGAACAUCACCAUGCUGUUUAAUCCACCCAGACCAAACACACCGACCAUCAAAGAGUUCAUACGUGUACAAAUCCAAGAUGCAAGAAGGGUUAUUGCUAUAGCGAUGGACAUCUUCACUGAUGUUGACAUUUUCAUGGAGAUUGUUAAUGCAACUUCUCGGGGAGUGGUGGUCUACAUACUUAUAGAUCACUACCAUUUCAAAAGCUUUCUGAAUAUGGCUGUCAGUGCUGGUAUUCAGAUUCAAGAUCUCAAGAACCUACGAGUCAGGACUGUGAAAGGACAGCAGUAUACAUGCCGAUCUGGAGCAAAGUUCCAUGGUUCUAUGCAGCAGAAGUUUUUAUUGGUUGACUGCAAAACAGUAUUGUGUGGAACAUACAGCUUCAUGUGGUCCUUUGAGAAGAUCAACCUGAGCAUGGUUCUGGUGGUAAUGGGUCAGCUGGUGGACAUGUACGACGAGGAGUUCAGACGACUGUUCGCCCGUUCCACUCCGCCUGCUGCUCUCUCUCAGAAGUACGACCCUUACUCGGGUAGGCCCUUUGAGAGGAGACUCUCUCUGGACCAGGUUCACAUUAGGUCCCGUGCGAGACAGCUCGGCUUGAUGACUUUAACCGGGCAACAGAAAGGCAUUCGAUACAACAAUGGACAGACACUGACGAGAGGCUUGAGCAUUCAGGACAGACUGAACCAAGCCCAUCGCACCAAUAUAGGGACACUCGUGAAGGUACACAGCUAUGGUGGAGACCUGUCGCAAAUAGGGAACUCCAUGGCACACUUUAAGAAUGUAAAAGAUGACUCCCAAUGUGACCCUGAGAAAGGCAGAAACAAUGAGGAUUCACUGUUACAAGGCAGGAUGAAUCAUUACAUGCAGGAGAAGUAUUGUGUUGAUCAGCAACAGCUUCUGCCCUACAGCCGUGAGACCUCUCUUAACAGGUGGAAGAUCGACUCCUACCUCAAUAAGAGGGACACGGCCACGGUUGAGUCCGUAGAAAAUCUGCAUCUGUCGGACAAUAUUCGUAAUCACAACCCAUCAUCUCGUAUGAGAACAUCAAUCCUCUUCAAUAGUUGCCUUGCAGGGCACUCUGAUCACCUAAGCAAUAUGUCAACAAACACUGGGACAUCUCCACCGGGUAGUCUAAAACAGGCCUCUCCAUGUGACAGCCCUAGCAACGCACAACAGCAAUGGACCUCCGUUCAACUGAGGGCGAGCCAGACGAGAUUGGAGGAGAUCAGACGGAAAAGGUUCAGUUUUCAUGAGGAGCCUAUCCGUAAAUAUAGGGUGGAUCUGAACCAGGGUUCUCAGAGAUUGUCUGUAUUCUCUGCUCUUGAGAGAAAUAAAGGGAGGUUACCUGAGGGAGGUCUGGAUAAAAGGCACAGUCUGGGAAAGUUAGAAGGCAACUUCAACCAGGGACUGUCCGGCAGCAGAGAGGAGCACACCUCAGGAAGUCAACAGGAUGAGGACUACAGACUUAGAGAACAAACAUAUGGACCCCUCAAGCUCAUUGAUGUGCAAAGGUCUGUCUCACAAUAUGAUCUCACAACCAAGACAGAGAUAAGAAAUCCCAUUGGGGACUGGCAGAAGCCUCUCUCCAGGACGACAUCGACAGCUCAACUGGGAAUAAAGUUGAAAGAGCCUUUGCUCCAGCCCUCCAAAUUCAGACCCACUAGUCUUAAUAUAGAGAGCUCUAAAGCUCUAACAUCUUUGAUCAGAAUACCAGAGGAGAGAGAUGGACCAACUAGAAGGAAUCAUGACUCUACAGAUCAGCUGGCCAACAGUGCCGUCUCAGUGCUCUUCAAAGACAAAGACAAAACUUUCCAAAAUGGAAAUCAAGUGACACCCGUUUUGUCUGUGGUUUGGAAUAAGCAUAAAGUGCAGCCUGAUGUUUCUGAAAAAAAACAGGAAACACUGAUCAGCGAAGAUGAAACAGCCAAAAGCAAUUAUUCAGUGACAUCGUCAAAUAGGACAGUGGAGGAUGCAGAUGUUUCACUGGAGAGAAUGUUCCACAAGGACGUGGGAGUAGAACGCCAAAGACAGAAUUCAUUUGGAUCUACAUAUCAAAACACAGGUUUGGAAAGGUUAAAGCACUCAAUGCAGGCUGAUAUUGCAGGAGAGCAGAAAAACAUCUCAGAUCCUCCGGGAAAACGGUCCGUUUUGGCACUUAGUACAUCAGCCAAAGGUAGUUUGCCAAGCUUUACCAGGUCGUCACACAACGCAGACGGUACCAAAACCGAUAAAGAACAUCAACAUAACACUCCAAAUACAACAGGUAAAUCAUUCUAUCCUCGAUUAAGUUCUAAUUGGGUUAGAAGGAGUUUUAGAAAGAAACGUGACCAGGAGUCUGUUAGCCCCACAGUCACUUUGGAAAGUCAACCAAAAUAUUCGGACACUGGGCGGAAACAGGUGUAUAGCCGGUUUGAAAGUUUUGUUUCAUUUGACAAGAAGCCUUCUGAUAAAACAACGGCAACUAUUACAAGAGGGUAUGACAGGAGUUUGUCAGCUAGAAAUCCCUCUAUUAGUUCCAUUCACAGUCAAACUAUGCCUAAUGAAAAUAAGCUUGGGCGAUUCAUACAACGGUUUGGGAAUCUCAUCAGCAAGAAGUGAAUGUAUAACUUCAAGUAGAUGGCAGCACUGUUUGGGGAUAUAAUGGAUUAUAGUGUGAAUAAUACUGGUGUGGAUUGUUUACUGGCAGUGGGAUUUUCUUCUAUGAAAUAUACCAUAUUGGGAUGUUCUAUGGCAGAUGUAUAAAUAAUGGGAAAGGAAUGUUAUUGUCCUGUUAUUUCUUAAAAGGAUAUUUAGUUUUUUAGCAUGUUUGACCUUAUUUUACAGCUUUAGUGUUGAAGCAUGUCAGUCGUUUUGUGUGCUCAAGCCAUAUACUGCAAGGGUAAGACUGUAGAAAUUAUUUAAAAACAAGGGCAAAGCAUGAAGUAAUGACUAGGUCUUUUUGGUCUGCAGUAAGUAUGAUAAAGAGAGGGUAAGGCUUCAUGAAUGUAUGGUUGAGACUGGACAGGGAUGGGAUAUGAGAGGGAUAUUGUUUGGGGUGGGUGAUAGCAUGUGGGAGUGUAGUGGGGCUCUUUCUGUCUUUCUUAGAGAUACAGGGUUAGGAAGUACAAUAUAAAUGUUGACCAAAACAACUCUCUGUAUGACGCAUCAACACAGAAAUGACGUGGAUGUCUAACAUGAUGAAUGUCAUUGUGUGUACAAUUUCAGUUAGCAGUCUAAUGGUCAGACAUGCUAAUUGAUACUAUUCUUUUUGAAUGUAAUUGAAUGUAAUUUUACUAUCAAAGAUAUAUUUUGAAGUACUGUGUUAUAAAGGGGCUGUAUGUCAAAAGUAUUCCCUGUGGAAGCUAUGUGUAUUGCAGAAACACCAGUCAGACCUAAACCACCAUACAUUUUCAUUUCUUAUAAAUAACAUCUUUAAUGUUAGUUGUGAUUGUUUUUCUGUGUUUUUAUUGUUGUAAUACAGGGAAACUGUG
Esox lucius (northern pike) is the source of this 4053-nucleotide messenger RNA. Its product is annotated as protein FAM83B. The transcript has 5 exons. Lineage: Eukaryota; Metazoa; Chordata; Actinopteri; Esociformes; Esocidae. Gene Ontology annotation, cellular component: membrane; cytoplasm. The coding region runs from base 137 to 3181 and encodes 1014 amino acids. The record is from RefSeq and is a predicted model, not a curated record. Gene Ontology annotation, biological process: epidermal growth factor receptor signaling pathway.